Messenger RNA from Elaeis guineensis (African oil palm), 714 nucleotides. The record is from RefSeq and is a predicted model, not a curated record. NCBI's taxonomy places the organism in Eukaryota, Viridiplantae, Streptophyta, Magnoliopsida, Arecales, Arecaceae.
AUGGCCUCCUUCCAAUCCAAUCCUUUCCUCCUUUUCCUUCUCUCUUUGAUGGUCGUGGUGGCCUCAGCCUCUGGUGGUGAGUUCACACUGGGAAAAGAGAAGCCGACCCGUUCAACGAAAAAAGAGAAGCCGACCCGUUCACCAAAAAAAGAGAAGUCGACCCACCUCCACUUCUACAUGCAUGACAGCAAUGGCGGCCGUAAACCCACUGCCAUCCGGGUCGUGCAAGGGCCGCCGCUGAACUUGCCGGGGUCCAACUCCAACUUCGGAGAUGUUUUUGUGAUGGACGACCCACUGACAGAGGGGCCGAAGUCGACGUCGACGUCGAAGCUCGUCGGACGGGCCCAAGGCUUGCAUGUGUUUGCAUCCCGGGAUUCAGCUGACACAGCUUUGCUAUUGACAACCAACCUUGUGUUCACGGAGGGGAAGUACAAUGGAAGCACGCUUUCCAUACUGGCGAGGGAUGCUAUCUUUGCACCGGUGAGGGAGUUGCCGGUGGUCGGAGGGACUGGCGAGUUCCGUCUGGCUCGAGGCUAUGCUCUCCUGAGGGGGAAAGGCACCGGUGAGGGAGGUAAUGCUGUAUUGGAGUUGGAUGUUCAUGUUAUGCAUUAUUGAUGUGUACUGCUCGUUGUUCCCUCGUUAGUUUUCUUUGUUCUUGGAUUGAGUUCUCAUGUCAGAUUGUUCUUUAUGAUCGUUAGUGGUUUCGAAUAAAAA